Messenger RNA from Uranotaenia lowii, 1360 nucleotides. RefSeq names its product tRNA N(3)-methylcytidine methyltransferase METTL6. The record is from RefSeq and is a predicted model, not a curated record. NCBI's taxonomy places the organism in Eukaryota, Metazoa, Arthropoda, Insecta, Diptera, Culicidae. Bases 119 to 1006 code for a protein of 295 amino acids. The transcript is spliced from 6 exons.
UUCGUUUUCGUACAACAACGUGUCAAGUUGUUUUUGAGGUCGUUUCCUUAAAUUUACGCAUCUAAAGUUUUCUUAAAAUUCAAGUGAGUUAUGUAAAAUUAAAUCGGUAUUUGCCAUAAUGGCAGACGAGAACGAAUCGAAUCUUUUUGAAUCCCGUAAAAGCACUGCUUUCAAUUUGGAUGACGCCGUAACUAACAGCACCAAAGUUCUGUCGGAAGCGGAACAAAGGCUGUUACAGGAGCAGAACAAACGGAUGGUCUCGGACUUCCAGUCGCGAAAGCUUGAGCUGGAAGCCCGCAAACACUGGGACUUGUUUUACAAACGUAACGAGACCCGAUUCUUCAAGGAUCGUCACUGGACGACACGAGAAUUUGAGGAGCUGCUUUGUGACGGAACGACUUCCGGAUCCGGUGCGACAGCAGAACUGAAGCGAUUGCUGGAAAUAGGAUGCGGCGUGGGUAACUUGGUAUUUCCGCUAUUAGAAGAAGGAAUCGGACAUUAUUUCAUCUAUGCAUGCGAUUUGUCUCCACGUGCUGUUGAGCUGGUGAAGCAACAUAACCUAUACAAUGAGCAACACAUCAAAGCCUUCCCAUGCGAUAUAACGACUGACGAUGUGUUCCAGACUGUUGAACCCGGGAGCUUGGAUUUGAUUACCUCGAUUUUUGUGUUGUCUGCCAUUCACCCGGGCAAAUUUGCUACAGUAGCCCGCAAUUUGUUCCGGUUGUUGAAACCUGGCGGAAUGGUGCUGUUCCGGGACUAUGGUCUGUACGAUAUGGCCCAGCUACGCUUCAAAGCCGGUAACAAGAUAGGUGAAAACUUCUACAUGCGGCAAGAUGGCACGAGAAGUUAUUUCUUUGCCGAUGCAGAAGUUGAGCGUUUGUUCCGAGAUGCUGGAUUUGAAACCGUAGUAAAUAACUACAUUCAUCGAAGGACCGUUAAUCCGAAGGAAGGCAUUGAUGUGCCUAGGAUAUUCGUGCAGAGCAAAUUUCGGAAGCCCGAUGGAUGAAAAGGUAACUCCUUGAAGAAAAGAUAAAAUGGCCACUGAAAAACUGCAGGCAUGCAUCUCUUUCAAGCUUAAGCUCAAGCUAGGAGAUAUCUUCUACGGGAACUAGUUUUUUUCGUAUGCUCCUGUGCGAGAUCACGAAUUGAACAAAAUGGAGUCGGCGUGUGCAUCGCUCGAAAAUGAUCAAAAUACCAAACGGAGGAUUUGAACCGUUUCAACUCACUCAUGAGACUGUCAACUCGUGGAAAUCUGCUAAGGAACCUGUAGGAAGUUCGGUGUAAGAGCGUUCAAGCACAACGGUGGACCGCAGUAAGAUCUUGCCUAAAGAUUUAAUACAUUUUUUUUUGUUUUAAACAA